Molecule: messenger RNA, 1356 nt
Organism: Exophiala aquamarina CBS 119918
Lineage: Eukaryota; Fungi; Ascomycota; Eurotiomycetes; Chaetothyriales; Herpotrichiellaceae
Exons: 1
Biological process (GO): regulation of transcription by RNA polymerase II
Molecular function (GO): RNA polymerase II cis-regulatory region sequence-specific DNA binding; DNA-binding transcription factor activity, RNA polymerase II-specific
Source: RefSeq, a predicted model, not a curated record
ACACAUCCCACAAUGGAUGUGCAAAGACAACUGAGAGAAGCACCUUUCUUCUCAAUCCUCAACGACAACGACUCGCCUUCUUUCGCCAUUCGUUCCAGAAUCUCGCCUCCAGAUCCUGACAAGGCUUCAUCUGCAGCCCUCAAUCCGACCUCAGAGUCGACCUCUCCUUGCCCGCGCCCUGCUAAACAAGCACGUCCAGAUCUGAUCCGCCAGAACCAUUAUUCUCGAUCCUCGUCCCUCUCAUCCGCUGGGUCUCCUCCAUUGCUUCGCUUUUCUUCGAAUUCGAGCAUGGAUUCCUCACCAUCCCCCAUCACUCCGACGUAUAUGUACAAUGACAACAAUCUCCCCUCCUUUGACCCGUUGACGCGCCAAGACUUGGUCGGCUAUCUACCUUCUCCCACCACCAUCACACCGUUUCUUGAUCAACAGCUUAUGCUCGCUACUCCCAUGAUGCCAGAUCAUUUCUCGGCCAAACACUGCCCUCCCACUCUGCAUACCGCUCAAUAUCCAACCGUUCCUGCUUCUAUCAAUCCGGGCUUUCACCAUAUCCCCACUCCCACCUCUUCUAGUUCCUCUGUCCCACCUCCAGCCGCAGGCCCUGCCGACGCGGCUUCUUGUACCCCUCCUGUGAAGAUUCAAUCCAAGACAUCUCCUACCACAUCAUCUGGACCUACACCUGGCAAGAAAAACAAAUAUCCUUGCCCAUACGCACAGGCUCAUAGUUGCACCGCCACCUUCACAACAUCGGGUCACGCAGCGCGUCACGGCAAGAAGCACACUGGCGAGAAAGGUGUUCACUGCCCCAUCUGCAACAAAGCCUUCACACGCAAAGACAACAUGAAGCAGCACGAGCGCACCCACAAAGGUUCCAAUGCUGAGCCCAGCGGCCAAAACUCCGCCAGCCGCCGCUCUAAAGCAUCAGUUACCAAGGCCGCUCAAAGAGCCAGACAAGCCCAAAAGGACGAUACCAUGCAUCCAGAUCGGAGUCGACGGUCGAGUCUGAUCCAUUCGCCUCUGUCCGAGAUUACGUCCUUGGCCCCGCCUACCACAGAGACAUCCAUGAGCACCGAGAGUUCAUUGGCAACGAACUUCUAUCCAGAAGCCCCACAGCUGCUUAUGCCCAUCCAAACUAUUCCCGAAACACUAUCACCCAACACCAUCUAUCCACCUCUGAAUGAGGAUUUGUUGAAUCAACAAGGCCCUCUGCUUCCCCUACCACAGCGAGGCUUGGAUAAAUCCGAGGAAUUUCUCAUGAAUGGUGGCCUACAAAUGCCAUCCUUGGUCAGAGGCUUUUCUGAUCUGGACACUCUCGCCCAAGUUGCCGAGAGUUUUGAUCCGUAUUACGCUGUUCCCCAG